This is a messenger RNA of Dichotomopilus funicola, 870 nucleotides long. RefSeq lists its product as uncharacterized. Bases 1 to 870 code for a protein of 289 amino acids. The record is from RefSeq and is a predicted model, not a curated record. NCBI's taxonomy places the organism in Eukaryota, Fungi, Ascomycota, Sordariomycetes, Sordariales, Chaetomiaceae. The transcript has a single exon.
AUGGCAGAGGACUACGAGAUCUCUUGGUCCAAACUCUUGCCGGAUUGGAAGGUCUGGGCGUUUAGGGCCUUCAAAUUCUAUGCAACAAUCGUCUUCGCCUUUCUCGCCACCUUUCUAUUCACGGUCGGAAGUCUCACGUCCAUUGUUGCUUCAGUUGUACUCGUUAUCUACAACAUCGUUGUAACCGUCGAGUGCUUCAUUGCUGGCAUCAUGUGGCUUAGUUAUGGCGACACAGACAGGCCACCAGUGAAUGAGGCACAGGAGCAGGAGAUCAUGCGCAAGUACUCCAAGUACUGGGAGGUGUCGGGCAAUUCACCAUACUCUACCGAUGAUGAGGACGACGAUAGUACCACCAGCAGUUGCUGCAGCAGUGACUUGCUCACUCCGUCCAAUAGCAACGACAGUGAGUCCAGCCAGGACACCAUUCCCACCCCGAAUUCCGAGACAUCGCAAAGCUCGAUCGACCGCCCGCCCCGCCCCGCGCUGCGUUGUUCCGCGUCAGACCACUCCCCACCGCGCACCGGACGUGUUAAGAGAGUGACCUUUGCCGAAGAGGUCGAAUAUAUAGGCGAACCCCGUGGAGGACACUUCGGUGGGGGCAGUGCUGGGGCCAACGGCAAACAUACGUCCAGCAGCCGCUCCCGACGGCGGCAUGAUCGCAACCGACCCCUCUACAAGGAGUCCGAGAUCAUCGAGUUGCUGCCGCGGCGGCCGGCCACGGAAGAUGAGUCCGAAAUUCCGGCUGUCACGAUGCGGGCGCCGACGCGUGCGCGCGUUGAGAGGGAAGAGAAAAAGCGACAAGAGAAGGCAGAGCGGGAGAUCGCUGUGUUGAGAGAACAUGGGAGAUUGUGGGAUUUUGGAGAUAAUUGA